This is a messenger RNA of Meriones unguiculatus (Mongolian gerbil), 3282 nucleotides long. RefSeq names its product chemerin chemokine-like receptor 1 (gene Cmklr1). Bases 754 to 1854 code for a protein of 366 amino acids. The transcript has 3 exons. Lineage: Eukaryota; Metazoa; Chordata; Mammalia; Rodentia; Muridae. Gene Ontology annotation, cellular component: plasma membrane. Gene Ontology annotation, molecular function: G protein-coupled receptor activity; complement receptor activity. The record is from RefSeq and is a predicted model, not a curated record. Gene Ontology annotation, biological process: inflammatory response; phospholipase C-activating G protein-coupled receptor signaling pathway; regulation of calcium-mediated signaling.
UGUGGCUAGGACUAUCCCAGGCUCUACACCAGGAGCCCAGGACACCCUCCAAGGGACUUGCAGCUGUUUGGAAGCUGAGAGAACUAGAGAAGUGGCUGAGCUGGACAGUGGGAGAUGGGAAGGAGGGCCAGACCAAACAAACAAGCAAGCCAUUUGGAGAUGGGGAAGGGUUUUCAGUUUCCUCCUGGGCUCCCACGCCCACGUCCACUGCUCUGAUAAGGCUCUUGCCUUUGUCCUGGGGCUGCUGGGCAUGUCAGCAUCUACUCAGAAGAAGGGAGGUAGAGAGAGAAGAAAAAAAAACAAAGAGAGGGAGAAAAACAGCUGCCCAGAGGCCCAGGUGUAAGCAAAGGUGAGCGAUGUAGGUGAAGGGCCACAGUUGGGGCUAGGGUCAGGGAAGGGCCAGGGGGGCUGGGACAGGGAGGGGAUUGCAGAGAAAGAGACAAAAAGAGGCGGAGAGAGAGCGAGGCACAGAAACCAGCAGGAGGGACAAGCAGAGAGUAGGACUCCCUGUGGCUCGGAGGUACAAGAAGGGACAAAAGCAGAGUUGAAGACAGACAGACAACUGCUGCCCAGAUGUCUCUUGGCCCUACCAUCCUCAGCCUAUGGGGGUGGGGGCACAGGCUAGCAAGGGGCAUCAGAGGUGGAGCCCUGGCAUCAUAGGCAGUACUGGCUUGUACUGUCACUUACCAGGUAUUUCCAGCUGUGCAGUGACCGGCUAGCUGAGAACCCACACUGGAGUUCCGCUCUGCAACAAUGACCAACGAAAUGGAGUACGACUACAGCAACUACAGUGAAGAGUACCUUGACGGCUUUAACUCCAUUAUGGACUUGGAGGAGGGCGAUCCGCUGGAGGCCAACGUCGCUCGGAUCUUCCUGGUGGUGAUCUACAGCCUGGUGUGCUUCCUCGGGAUCCUGGGCAAUGGUCUGGUGAUUGUCAUCGCCACCUUCAAGAUGAAGAAGACGGUGAAUACUGUGUGGUUCAUCAACCUGGCAGUGGCUGACUUCCUGUUCAACCUCUUCCUGCCGAUCCACAUCACCUAUGCCGCAAUGGACUACCACUGGGUGUUCGGGAAGGCCAUGUGCAAGAUCAGUAACUUUCUGCUCAUCCACAACAUGUACACCAGCGUCUUCCUGCUGACCGUCAUCAGCUUUGACCGCUGCAUCUCUGUGCUGCUUCCUGUCUGGUCCCAGAACCACCGCAGCAUCCGCUUGGCCUACGUGACCUGUGUGGUCGUCUGGCUCUUGGCUUUCUUCUUGAGUUCCCCGUCUCUUGUGUUCCGAGACACAACCAACGUGCAUGGGAAAAUAUUCUGCUUCAACAACUUUAGCUUGUCUGCACCCCCGCACCCUGCUCACUCCCGACUGGACUCUGUAGGGUACAGCAGGCAUGUGGUGGUCACUGUUACCCGCUUCCUCUGUGGCUUCCUGAUCCCUGUCUUCAUCAUCACAGCCUGCUAUCUCACCAUCGUCUUCAAGCUGCAGCGCAACCGCCUGGCCAAGACCAAGAAACCCUUCAAGAUCAUUGUCACCAUCAUCAUCACCUUCUUCCUGUGCUGGUGCCCCUACCACACACUCUACCUGCUGGAGCUCCACCACACAGAUGUGCCGGAUUCUGUCUUCAGCCUGGGAUUGCCUCUGGCCACGGCCAUCGCCAUCGCCAACAGCUGUAUGAAUCCCAUUCUGUAUGUCUUCAUGGGCCAUGACUUCAAGAAAUUCAAGGUGGCUCUCUUCUCCCGCCUGGUCAAUGCCCUGAGCGAGGACACAGGACCCUCCUCCUAUCACAGAAGCUUCACCAAGAUGUCAUCACUGAAUGAGAAGGCCUCCAUGAAUGAGAAGGAGACCAGUGCUCUCUGAACCUUACCUGGGCAUGCCCCCAUGGGCGCUGCAGCCCAGGGAUACCCAGGGACUUGUCUCCCCAUGUGGGAGACGUGGUGGGAAUCUUUUUGGCAUGCUUCAAUGCCCAGCACAUUUUGCACAGGGUAACUCAUAUUUUGGAUGGGGUUCCAGAGUGUGGACACUCUUCCAGCAAAAUGUAUGGAUGGCAGAAUAGCCUAAGCCUCUGGAGCGGGAGGUGGGGGGCAGCUUUGCUUGACUGAGAGAAGGGAACCAUUCUCUGGAGCCAAGCCCUGAGCUGUGAUCAACACACAGGCACAAGAUUUCACUGUUUGUGCCCCAAACCCGUGGCACAGUCUCUGCUGUGGGUGAAGAAGCCAGCACAAACCCAUUGCAGGCCUGCUAUGGCAACGAGACAGUCAGGCCGGCAAGGCGGGCCCUGCCCCCAUAAUCCUCUGAGACCGUGACCUUGGAUUUCAGAUGAACUGGGGAGACCAGGAUCCGAGGGGCUUUAUGGAACCCUGCCGGGGCAAGGCAGGGGUGUGGGUGGUGGUGGUGAAGAAAUGAGGGAGGGCAGAGAACCCCAAAGGAUGUGGGUGCAGAGCACCUCACAGCGUCAUACCACAGAAAGAUGGUGCUAUGGGCGGCGGAAGCUUGGGGUUUUAGGUGGCAGCCCUUUGCUUCAGCGCCUACAAAUACUCACCUAACCCUGUAUCCCGAGGCUGGGGCGACAGAAGCUCCCACCCCAUCCCAGGCUCUCUUCUCUCCUUUCCUAAUCCCCUGAGCUCUGGCUAGAAGGGCUUAGAAUGUGGCCCAGGGUGGAGGGAUGGUCUCUUCAUUAGCCCCCUUCAAGCUUUGCUGGAGACUGGCGAAGCUGGAGACAAAGGAGCUUUGGACUCCUGCCUCAGAAUGGCACCCAAAGGCCUCAGGACGCUUGCCUGUGACCAGCUCAUCUGACUCCUCCCCGAAUCGCACUUUCCAGGUGUGGCAUCACAGCCCUGUGGGCAGCCCGUCACCGGGCUUUCCUCCCAAAAUCAGACACUAUCGCCUGGCAGGGAAGUGACUCACCCAACACCACACAACAACGAAGCCCAGAGCCCAGCUCCGCCUAGGUGACUUCUUUCCCUCAGUGGCCUGCAGUUACUCAAUGUUUCCCAUGCACGUUAAGUGUUUCACCUGUGUCUUCUCAUUUAUUCCUCACAGAAACCCUGAGUUAGGUCCUAUCCAUAUGAGGGAUCAGAGGCUCCCAGAGGUUAAGUAGUUGGCCCAAGGGGACCCAGUUAGAUGCCGGUAGGAUCUGGAUUCAAACCUCAGCUUGCCUGGCUCAAAGGAGGAUGUAUCAUCAGAAAGAAACUAGUGGGUUUGGGGUUUUAGCCAUAAAUGCUGUUUUUUCAGUGGAUCCGUGUGAAUAUCUUAAUAGUCUUCAUAAAGCCUUGCUUGUUGUUUUCA